AUGCCCCGGCCACUGCCCCCGUCGGGGAGCCCUGGGGGGGCCCUGCCUCCAGCGGGGUGCUAUAUUCCCCAAGACCACAUAUAGUUUGCCCACUCUUCCAGACCCCGUGCCCAAUGCUCUGAGACCAGGAGGACCUUUUUUCUCUGCAAUGAAGAUGAAGGCAGUGGGAAAAGCUGAAGAACUUGCUGAUUCAGAAGUUCCACCGAAGGCCUCUGAGAAGCAAGAGACUGCUCCUGAUGAAGACCGACCUAUAGAGCUUGAGACGCAAACCCAGAAGGACAGCAUGCCCACUGCAGCUGACUCUGCAGUGCUCUCUUCCAUGCCUUGCUUGCUGAUGGAACUGCGGCGAGACUCCUCGGAGUCCCAGCUGGCAUCCACGGAGAGCGACAAGCCAGCGGGCGGCCGAGUGUAUGAGAGUGACUCUUCCAAUCACUGCAUGCUCUCCCCUUCUUCCAGCGGGCAUUUGGCUGACUCAGACACGUUGUCUUCCACGGAAGAGAACGAGCCCUGUCAAACUGAAGCUAUUGCAGAGGGAGACCCUUCUGCGGCGUCCAGGGCCGCGGCUGGGAGGAAAUCCAGGAGAUCCAGGUCCGAGAGCGAAACGUCAGCGAUGGCUGCCAAGAAAAACCAACAGUCCAGUGACAAGCAGAACGGUCGAGUUACCAAGGCCAAGGGCCACCGAAGCCAAAAGCACAAGGAGAGGAUCUGGCUCCUGAGGCAGAAGUGGGAGGCGGCUGCUUGCAAGAAGUACAGCGUGCUGCAGGACAGCAGUACCAGCGACAGCGACCUGACCUGCGACUCCAGCACCAGCUCAUCCGACGACGACGAAGAGGUUUCAGGGAGCAGCAAGACAAUCACGGCAGAGAUACCAGAUGGACCCCCCAUUGGGGCUCACUGUGAUAUAUCAGACACAAACUCGGACCCAGAAGUGGUAAAUGUGGACAAUCUCUUGGCAGCUGCAGUAGUUCAAGAGCACAAUAGUUCUCUGGGAAAUCAAGCGUCGGCAUCUGCCUGGAGAACCAGAGGGCUGCUGGAUGAAAUGAGUGCUGAUGCAGGUUAUUUGGAUCCAGGCUUCCUUGCAACCUCUUCUGGUAACGCCCAGGCCAGUGAAGAAAUUAAUAUUGCCUCUUCUGAUAGCGAAGUAGAGAUUGCUGGAGUUCAGGAGCAUGCCAGGUGUGUGCACCCCAGGGGAGGCGUGAUCCAGAGCGUGUCCCCCUGGAAGCGCGGCUCCCAGUUCAUCAGCGCCCAGCAAACGCAGCCAUGGACAGCAGUGGCUCCCCAGCAGAACUGGUCCUCACCCCCAGAAGUCGUGGACCUCACCCUGGAUGAGGACAACAGGCGCAAAUUCCUGCUGUAAUUCCGUGUCACUGUGU
Messenger RNA from Empidonax traillii (willow flycatcher), 1373 nucleotides. RefSeq lists its product as uncharacterized. Bases 149 to 1357 code for a protein of 402 amino acids. The record is from RefSeq and is a predicted model, not a curated record. Lineage: Eukaryota; Metazoa; Chordata; Aves; Passeriformes; Tyrannidae. Gene Ontology annotation, molecular function: ubiquitin protein ligase activity. The transcript has a single exon. Gene Ontology annotation, biological process: ubiquitin-dependent protein catabolic process.